AUGUGGAUAAACAGAAAUAAAAUUACAAUUUCACAGUCCUCUAGAAAAUCUAAGUCUGAAAUUUCAAAUGUUUUGUACAAAAAGCAUUUAUACAUAGGAACAGAAAGUGGAACAGUUGAAUGUUAUUCUCCUGCUAAGAUUUACGAAACAGAAUAUUUUCAAAAAAAAAUUGAUUAUUUGGAAAGUUGUGAUAUACAAGCCAAAAUAACAGCUUUUGAUUUUAUGGAAACAGGUGGAAUAACAACUACUACUUUUGUAAGCAAUGAAAGAAAUAUAAGAGUUUUUGAUGUAAGAAAUAAUCUAUCAACAAUCGAUAAUAUAAAUAAUGUACCAGGUGGCACUUAUUCACAUGAACUUGUUAAAGAGUUUACUAAUAUUCAUGCAUACAUUUGUAAUUCAAUAUCUUUAAACAAUGAUAAUCAAUUUUUUAUAUCUUCUGAUUACUUAGCUAUAAAUUUAUGGAGACCUGAUAGAUUAGAAGGUUGUUACAAUCUACUAAAUAUAAAACCUCUUAAGAAUACUGAUCUGGUGUAUGUAAUUAACACUUGUAAAUUUAGUCCAUAUUUAAAUACAAUUUUUGGGUAUUCAACCACCAAUGGAGAAAUAACUUUUAAUGAUCUUAGAGAGUCAUCAAAAUCAUCUAAAAUAUUAAAAAUUUUAUCAAAAGAUUCUGAAAUCAAGGAUGCUGCUUUUAAACCUAUUUCUGAUUUUUCGUUUGUUAAUGAUAAUUUAGUCGUUAAUAGAAGUCUUAAUAAUGUAGCUUUAAUUGAUUUACGCAACGUAGAAAAAGAUAUUUUUAAAGUGACUGUAUCAGAGAAAAUAAGUACAAAUCCAGGAAUAUUGGAUUCUGAUGCGAUAUAUGAAAAAUUUAAAAUUGCAGAAAAUGGAAAAUAUGCUUUUACAGGAACAUUUGACAAUAAAGUGUACUGUAUUAAUUUACAAACAGGAGAAAAAGAAGUUGUGGUGCUUGAUAUUAAACAUAGAUCUAAUGAGCUUAACAAAACAAAAUUUGUGGCUGCCAAAGAAAAUGGCUUUUUUGUUUCAUAUGGCAACGUGAUAUACGAAUAUAUUGACGAGAAUUUAUAA
Molecule: messenger RNA, 1086 nt
Organism: Vairimorpha ceranae
Lineage: Eukaryota; Fungi; Microsporidia; Nosematidae
Product: protein phosphatase pp2a regulatory subunit b
Exons: 1
Coding region: 1-1086 (361 amino acids)
Biological process (GO): peptidyl-serine dephosphorylation
Cellular component (GO): protein phosphatase type 2A complex; cytosol
Molecular function (GO): protein binding; protein phosphatase regulator activity
Source: RefSeq, a predicted model, not a curated record